Messenger RNA from Physeter macrocephalus (sperm whale), 994 nucleotides. RefSeq names its product zinc finger protein with KRAB and SCAN domains 8-like. The transcript has 2 exons. The record is from RefSeq and is a predicted model, not a curated record. Lineage: Eukaryota; Metazoa; Chordata; Mammalia; Artiodactyla; Physeteridae. Bases 98 to 994 code for a protein of 298 amino acids.
GAGGGGCGGGCUGGCUUGGCCUGGCCCCGAGCCUCCUGUGGCUGGCCGCGGCUCCACCUGGACACAAUGGCCGAAGCGGCGGAGGUAGUACUAAGUGAUGGGGACACUGAGGGUGGCCCGGCGGCGAGGCCCCGCAGUGGCGGUGCGUGCGGCGCUGGGCUCCUGGGCUCAGGUCUCUGGCUCCGCCGGUCUGGCCCAGCCGCCAGGGUGCCAGUCAGUCACGGUGUCAUCCCGUGGUCUCCCGCUCGCAGCCCCAGCCCGCAGCUUUGAGGUCCUCCAGGCGGCCCAGCCAACCUGGGUAGGCAGGAUGGCCCUUCCUGGCUCAGCGCCUCCAGGGCUGUUAUCUACGGGAGCAGAGACCGUACGGGAUGCGGCCAGGCCGGGUGCGCUGCCAGUCCAUGCACAAGGCGGUCUCCGCGAGAACCGAGUGCAGGAGAGUGAAGGGGACCACGUCAUGCUGGAUAACGAAAAGAAAACUGAGAAGGAGGAAUGGAAGCUAAAGCAGGAAAUUUCUGAAGAAACAGGAUCAGGACACCCAAUACAAAUACCCCAUGGAUCUAAAUUCUUAGGACCCAGGGAAAGUGAGAACAGCUUGGAGAGGCAACAGGUAAACUCAGCAGAGGCUGGACUGUUACACUCUUCUUUUGAGAAAAAGGGGUUCAGCCAAGUGAGCAUUACCCUUAAGAAAACCCUUAUAGGAGAGGGAAAGCUUGACAUUAAUAAGAAAGUGAGAGUUUGUGAUCUGACCCCAGCCGUUACACAUCAGAGAGUUUCAACAGAGGAAAGAACCUAUAGGUGCAAGGCAUGUGGCCAGAGCUUCAAACAGAAGUCAGGACUUACUCAGCAUCAGAAAAUCCAUACCGUAAAGAGAAUCUAUCAGUGCAACGAAUGUGGAAAGGUCUUCAGCAGGAGCUCUAACUUGGUUAUACGUCAGAGAAUUCACACGGGAAGGAAACCUUAUGUUUGUGAUGACUGUGGCAAAGACUUUAGCUGA